Molecule: messenger RNA, 9151 nt
Organism: Vespa crabro (European hornet)
Lineage: Eukaryota; Metazoa; Arthropoda; Insecta; Hymenoptera; Vespidae
Gene: ash1
Product: histone-lysine N-methyltransferase ash1
Exons: 13
Coding region: 1196-7825 (2209 amino acids)
Cellular component (GO): nucleus
Molecular function (GO): protein binding; DNA binding; histone methyltransferase activity
Source: RefSeq, a predicted model, not a curated record
ACGCGCCGUGUAUUCGAUUAUUUCAGAAAAAAUAUAUGUAUUUCGAGAAGAGGGAAGAACCCAGGAUCGGUGAAGUGAUCGGUACGAGUGACAGGAUCUUCGAAGGAUCAUUCGAAUGAGUAAAUUUCUACGCGAGAACACGAAAUAGCGGGAAUCUUGGCGGAUUAAAUCAGCGGGUGGACGUCUCUCUUGGAUAUAAACGCCAUUUUGUGAGCACGCAUCGCGACGUAAACAUCAAAACUUUCUAAUCGUGUUUAUCGCUAACGACAAGAGAAUUUUUUAUUGAUCGAACGUAAUAAUAUAAUACGAUAGAUGUGCGAUCGUUUCGGACCGUUGACUCUAACGAGGGUUUACCCAUAUUUCUUCCUUCCUUAGAGACGUUUCGCGCCAAAUCCGGCACAACGCACCUGGCGCAACAUCCCACAAACAGCUGUCCGUAUUCUUGCCGAUUUUUCGUAUAUCCACGAUCGGUCCUCGAUUUUUAUCGUUUAAAGGACGCUCAUACGGCCAGGUAGAUCAUCUCCCUGGGAUCCAUUUAAUAUCCCUAACGUUCGAUCACCGAUUAAUUUCGAUCUCUCCCAUAACCGUUCUCAUAAUGCGCCUUAUGUUUUCAACUUCGAUCACAUUGAAACGAAUUCGUUUAUCGUUUACCUUCAUCGUCAAUUACCUUUGGUCAUGAGUUCCGACGAAAAAUGGCAUAAACGUAUCUUGCUUUUGUAUCAUCCUUUGGACUCUCAUGGAAUUGUAAUUAUUUCAGAAUUAUUAUAAAUGCGUUUGCCCGUGAUUAUGAAUAUGUGUGAUCUAUUUAUUCAAGUGUUGAAAAAUUUCACGUAAGAACAACGACGAAGGGGAAUAACAACUGUGUCUUAUUAUUUGCUUAUAUCAAAUAUUUGUGAAAAGUUGUGUGUUUAUGGAUAAUCUUGCCCGUAUAAACAGUGCUGGAACAAUCGUGCGGUCAAUGUUUACUUUUGUAUUUAUAAUCGAUGUGUUUGACUUUCAGUAUUCCUCUUCCCAGUGCAUCCUUGAAAAAAGAAACGUAUCGACAUGUAGAAAAGAAUUCUAUAAGAUAUUCCUCGAGCGAACGUCUAAUAUUUAAAAAAUCGAAAAUGUGAUACUAACCGGGCUUAAUGGUCGAAGCAAAACAUAAGGAAUGGUAUUCUAUUCUAUUCUCCCUGGAUGUCAGAUAAGCUGAAAAAUGUCUGGUGAUUCAGGAUGGAGUGCUGUUAUCCAUCAUCCUUCAGAAUUAGAAUUACAGAAUUGGAAUUGGGAAGAAAACGAUGGAGAACAGGAAAGAGAACUUCCUUCGACAGUUGAUAUGGAUGCGAUAAAAGGUGGAGGUAGCUGGGAUCCUGCUAAUGGAGCUAAUGGAACUGACUCGAUUGAUUCUGAAGAAGAUUCUGAUUCCGACGAGGAAAGUUCUGGGGGAACCGAGGGUAGCUGUUCUUAUUCAGAUUCAAAUUCAGAAUCCGACGACGAAAGUAGCGGGGAGGAGGAGGAAGGAGAAGACACAGGAUCUAAUUCAGAUUGUACAUCUGAACAUAGCGAGCAAACAUUUUCAAUUCAAGAGACAAAUUUUGAAUCGGGAGCGCUUAAACUAAAGAUCACCAUGAAGGGUCCAAAAAAGGAAGAUAUUGAUAAAAGUAAAUAUGAUAAAAAUCGAAGAAAUAUGACAAAAAAGAUCAAAGCGACGAGUCGUGGAGUAAAAUCUUCAGAAUGUAGCAGCGAUGACUCCGAUUCAUCGGCAAGUCAGAAUUUCCAACACACGCAACAAGCGAUCAUUCAACAAUCGCAGCAACAACAACAACAACAACAACAGCAGCAGCAGCAGCAGCAGCAGCAACAACCGCAGCAGCAGCAGCAGCAGCAGCAGCAGCAGCAACAGCAGCAGCAGCAUCAGCAUCAGCCACUUCAAGAAAUAAACCAAGAAGACUUGGCAGCUAUUUUACCGGAUCAAGAACACGAGGAUGCGCCGUUUGAUGGAUUUGAGGACUCGGAAAGUGGUCGUUUAGUAUCGAAAGCUAUCGAACGUAUGUCGUUAGGAGCGGACUCGGACACUAGUGAAAAUGGUGAUCAAAAUCCUAUACCUGUAUAUAGUUCUUCGCUUUUACAACAAUUCGUCGAAAAGACGGCGCUUUUGUCGGAGCCUCGAAAGAGACGUAGUAAAUUGGGAAAGAAACUCAACGAUACCGAAUAUCCGUGCGUAUCAAACGUUUCACCGGAUUCAGGCAUUCAAUCUGUAGAUAAUAGUCCAUUGCAUUUAGCAAUUAGUCCAGUUAGCCCGCCAGUUCCCACGCAAUCACCUGUACAGCCUAUUGUUCCAAAACCAGCUGUUAAUGUGGAUAGGGUUUUGUAUCCGCCUAAGAGAAAACCAGGUAGGCCGGCUAAGGCCGUAUCGACCCAACCCCGUGGCCCUGGAAGGCCCAGAUUAAAGCCAGAACUUACUGAGAAAAUAGAAAAAGUUGAGAAACAUGAAAGAAAAGUUACGCAGUCGCAGCAAAAGGUCGUCAAGAAAGAAGUUACUCCAGGUAAGAGAGGAAAGGUGAAAACCUUGGCAAAAUCAACGACAGCUCAACAAGAUGCGCCUGCAAUUAAAAGAGUUAAAGAUAAGAAGCCUUUCCAAAAUAAUAAGCGGUCUAGUACAGUGAAAGUUUUACAAGAGAAAGCUAGUAAGAAAAAUGAAAAAGCAUCACCGGCUAGAGUUAAGUGCCUAAGCAGAACGGUAGCGAAUAAAGCUAUGCGAGAAACGACACAAUGUGAUAGCAAAGUUUGUAAAAAAUUAAAACAAGAGAAACCUAAUGUAUCUAAUAAAGGCAUGAUGCCGGUAACGACGCGUCAGAAACAGUCUUCUUGUGAGCGUAAUGCAAGUGAACAAAAAACUUUGCAUCCCAAUAAAAGAAGCUCGAAGGAAAAUAGAAAUAACGUUCCAAGUACGACGAGAAAGCAAAGCCCGUUGAAGAAAUCCGUUCCGCAAACUACGCGGCGCGUUUUAAAAGAAAACAAAUGUAAUAAAAAGAGUAAUUCAACGUUUGAAACAAAUGGCGUAAGCGUCCAAACGUUAAUAUCCUUACCUAUCGGUGAAGUAUUAAAGACGGAAAAUGUAGAAAAUGUAUCUAAUAAGUGUGACAAGGCGACGCAACCGAUACACACUCAUUGUCAUAAGCACCAUCAUCACAAACAUCGUCGGCGAUUGUUAAUGCCACCGAAAAAUCCAAUUCGUAUCGACCCGUGUAUCAUACAGGAAUUAGAAAAGCUGAUCGAGGAGUUUACUAGAUCUUGUAGUUUAGGCAGAAAUAAUAAUAAUUCUAAUCAUACGGAGUUACCACAAAUUUUUCGAGUAAAAAAGCUCACAAAGAAGAGGAAAGGUGAUGUCAGUUCGAACGACGAUCAGAAGUUAAAAAGACGCUUAAAGAAGGAAAAGGUACUUUUGAGCUCAGAUUCAAAAAGCAAUACAAACACGAGUACAAAUUCUAAUCCAAAUGAACAAAGAUUGCCGUUGAAGAAAAGGCAUUAUCAUGUGUCUAGUCCGCAUAGCUCCCAGAGUUCAAAUGCUAGUUGUACCGAUACCAAUCCGAAUGAAUCUAAUUCGACUGAAAGCCAUAUAGAGGAAGCAAUUGAAGCUACGAUAAAUAGGUAUGGCGGCAGUUCAGCGUCUUCUGUUCAUGAGGAAAACGUCGUAAUAACACCGAAAAAGAGACUUAGAGAUAAUGAAAAUGCAGUACCUGAAAAACAAGGAAACAAUUCUGGUGAAUCUUUAGAGGAUAAACCGUUAAAUCAAUUGGAAGUACAACCUCGAAGGAAGAAGAAAAUUGUAAAAGAUCUUAGGGUUACGGUUACGAAGUUGUCAUCCGAAAGUCACGGAUUAUUAACGGAGAAAGUUGAUAAGUCUGAGAAAUCUACGAAUGAGAAAAAUUUGAAGAAUCAUGUAGACAAAUCAAUCAAGUCGGACAAAGUAGUUGCAGAAAAGGUCGUAAAGGUUGAUAAGAAUCAAGCGGAUAAAGUGGAAAAAAUUGAUUCGUCGAUUGAUGAAAAUGAUCAUUUAGAAAAACACAUAAAAGUCGAUGCAGAGGAAAGUAUAACGGAGAAUAGUAACGUGCAAGAGGGUGGGCUUGAGAAAAAGAUUAAACAAGAUAACGUAUUGAAUGUUCCAAAUCCAGUAAAUUCUUCUGCAGCGUUACUUCUUACAAAGAAAAAAAUGCGAAGGCGUAAGACUAUCAAUCGUACGGGCUUUCCUACAUUAAAGAAAAAGAAAAAGAAAAUAUUUACCGCGACUGAUACGACUGUAAUGAAAAAGGGAACUAUUAUACCCGGAACCAAUGCAAUGCCUAAAGAUCAAGAUUCCAUGGAAGGAGAUAUAAAAGAAAGUAAACUGGAUAGCAAAGUGGUAUCCCUGUCAAACGACAAAAUUUCGGAUGGUGUUACAAUUGAAGAUGACAUCAAAGUCAAAAACGGAAAUAAUGCUAAAUCACAGAGUCACGUAGACGUUAAAGAUUUUGAGGAUUCUAAUUCGGGACGUAAUAUAACAUCUAGUAAUAGUGGUUCCGAUGAAAUAUUGGACUCUUGUCCAGGACAAUUGAGAGUACGUAAAGAUCUCGUUGAAUCCGAUAGUAGUACUCCUUCCGAUAAGAUAUAUCCGGUUAAGUUUGAAAAACUUCAAGAUUGUAGAAUUUACGAUGAAAAUGCGUCGUUAGAAGAAUCUCUUGAAAGAUAUACUCAAAAUCAAAGAAUAGCCGAACUUAAUGAGGAAAAUUUAAAAAAGUUAGAACGUGCUAAUGCUCAUAAUAAUGUGAAAAUGGAGCUAUCGGCUUGUUUUAAUAAUAAUCAUAAGAAGAGAAGAGGAUCAGCCAGUCCGUGUAAUUUAACAUUGAGAAAUGCAAAACGCUUACGAGGUGCUGGCUAUGAUACGGAAAGCGACGUUCUUCCUGGCAGUGAUGUAACUAGCGAUGAGCAUGAAACUGGGAAACAAUCAAGUAUACCGCACACUAGGAAGAAACAAUCUAGGUGGAAAAAACGCUAUUUACAAGCAGGCCUUUUUUCCGAAUACAAUAAGGAAGAUGAUUCCAAGAAAAUCUCAACUACCGAGUCUAAUUCUGGGAAGAAUAAAUUAUUGUGUGAUACGAAUGAUCAUUCAUCCGCUUUAUUACCUGCUUCCUAUCAAUGUGGUAAACUUUUACGUCAACGAAAAAUGCCAUUUCAAUUGCCAUACGAUUUGUGGUGGUUACAUACUCAUUCGAGAUUACCAGGUAGAGAUCUAGUGCCAUCUUGGAAUUACAAGAAAAUUAGAACAAACGUUUAUUAUGAUGUCAAACCAACAACUUUAUACGAGGCACAGGCCUGUGAAUGUAAACCAGAAAGUGGUUGUGGCGAUGAUUGCAUUAAUCGUAUGGUAUUCAGCGAAUGUUCCCCGCAGUUCUGUCCUUGUGGUGAGAAAUGUGAAAAUCAAAGAAUUCAAAAACAUGACUGGGCACCAGGACUGCAGAGGUUUAUGACAGAAGACAAAGGUUGGGGUGUAAGAACCCAACAAUCCAUUAAAUCAGGAGAUUUUAUUCUAGAAUAUGUCGGUGAAGUUGUUUCGGAGCGAGAAUUUAAAUCCAGGAUGGCAACAAGAUACGCCAAUGAUACGCAUCAUUAUUGUUUACACUUGGACGGAGGUUUGGUAAUUGACGGUCAUCGUAUGGGUGGCGAUGGGAGGUUUGUUAAUCAUUCGUGUGAACCUAAUUGCGAAAUGCAAAAGUGGAGUGUACAUGGACUACCGCGAAUGGCUUUAUUUGCGUCCAGAGAUAUAAACCCUGGGGAAGAACUAACGUAUGAUUACAAUUUUGCUCUCUUUAAUCCAUCGGAAGGCCAGCAAUGUAGAUGCGGUAGUAGCGCGUGCAGAGGAGUUAUAGGUGGAAAAAGUCAAAGGGUGCCAAGAACUAUUACCUCGAUUCCUUCUCAAAUAGAAUCUACAGAAAGAAGAUCAGUGGGUAGGCCCCGUAAAAAUGUUCGUAAAUCCAACACGGUGCAAUCCACUAAUUCUAAAGGAAUUUGCAAAUCGCGCAAAGUAGGCGAUUCUAGUCUCGUUAAUGCACCUAUGCUGAAACCAAUGUCGCACCAACAACGUUGUUUCGCCCAGCAACAUCAUUGCUUCCUAUUAAGAAACUUAGAGAAAGUAAGACGACUUAAAUCUUCGAUUAAUCAAGUGCAAGUACAAAAUGGUAAAACAAAAUGUAGUAGUACGCAUAAUAUUAAGGAAAAAAGUUCUGGCGAUUCAAAGACGCAAUCGGACGCAUUCUUUUCUCAAUUAACGGCAUUAACGAAUACUAAUGCAAGAACCGUACGUACACGAAGACUUGCACAAGCGCAGGAUGAUCCAGAAGUGCAUAAGACUGCCAAAUUAGCUAAGGUGCUAAAAGAUUUAUACUCUAUAGUAGCAAACGCUAAUGAUGAAAAUGGCCAAUUAUUGUGCACACCAUUUGUGAAUUUACCUGCUAAAAGAAAAUUACCUGAUUAUUACGAAAAAAUACCAGAUCCUAUAGAUUUGAGUACUAUAGAUCAAUGUAUUGGCACCGGCCAUUAUAAAACUGCAGAACAAUUUGAUCAAGAUAUGAUCAGACUUUUUGAUAACAAUGUCAGGUUCUUUGGCAGAACAUCCGAAGUUGGAAUAGCGGCCGCAAGACUUAGAAAAUUAUAUUUGGGAAGUAAACCUGAUUUUGUAGAAGCUAUUACGGAAGCAACGGGCUCACCUCCGUCUCAAGGAUUCUUACCUCCGCGAGGAUCUACCGCUGGAGAAGAAGAUGUUAUCAGAUGUAUAUGUGGAUUGCAUAGGGACGAGGGCCUAAUGAUUCAAUGCGAACGUUGUCUCGUAUGGCAACACUGUGAUUGUGUCAAAGCUGAUACAAGCAUUGAAUCUUAUUUGUGCGAAAGAUGUCAGCCAAGACCGGUUGAUCUAGAGAUACCAUUGGAAGGUGAGGAAGAAGAAGAAGGCAAGAAACAUUAUGUAACCUUAUUGCGAGGAGAUCUACAACUUAGACAAGGAGAUACGGUAUAUGUAUUAAGAGAUACACCUGAAAAGCAUACGUAUAAAACUAUUCAAAAGCCUGAUUACGAACAGAUGGAUAUCUUUAGAAUCGAACGACUUUGGAAAAAUACCGAGGGAGAAAGAUUUGUCUUUGGUCAUCAUUAUUUAAGACCUCAUGAAACUUAUCAUGAACCAACUCGAAAGUUUUAUGAAAAUGAAGUAGUAUGCGCUCCGUUGUACGAAGCAGUUCCAUGUGACCUUGUUGCCGAACGUUGUUGGGUCCUUGAUCCGCAUACUUAUUGCAAAGGCCGACCAGUUGGGUCUACACCAGAGCAUACUUAUGUUUGUGAGUAUCGCGUUGAUCGCGCUGCACGUCUUUUUACAAAAGUUGCCAGAGCCAGACAUCAGGUGUGCACGAAACCUUAUGCAUUCGAAACAUUUUCGCAACGGAUUAAACAUUAUCGCACAUACUUGCCUCACAGUCUUGAUGGUAUUAACGUUGGCACUAAAAUUAAUAAAGAUAAGAAAAAGAAUAAUCAAGAUGCAGAUAGUAAUCAUAAUCAGAAAACGGAGUCAACUGAUAAUACGAAAGUAAAUAGUAAAGAUAAAGCGUCUAAUAGCAGGACUAGACGGAGAUCGAGUGAAAUUUUAACUAUUACGCCAACUGUUACAUCUUAUGCUCAGAGGGAAGAACAGAGAAAGAGACUGAAUAGUAUUCUGAUUAAUUUGUUGCAAAAAAUGCCAAACAAGAAAGAUCCAUUGGAUUUAUCCUUCCUUCUGGAAAGGAACAGACGAAAUCGUAAAAGACCAAUCGGACUCAAUCCGUGACAUUGGAUAAUACAACAACAAUAAUAUUGUGUUAUGUGUAGGUAACAAACUUUUACUACGAUUGGGGUAGAUAAACUGGCUAAUCAGUAGAUAACUCGGAACAGCAAUACGUAAAUGUACUAUUUUGUCCUUCUCUUAAAGAAAAUGUUGAAAAAGCGUUUCCUUUUUCAUACAACCCGUCCAUUCAUAUAAUCUGUAUUGGAAACGUAGCCAUGCAUUACAUUUCCUCGAUAAAUUACAUGAAUUAAGAUGUUUUUAUAUAUUGUUUUCGUGUGUAUAAAAAAGAAAAAAAAAAAAAGAAAAAAAAAAAGAAAAAGAAAAAAAAAGAAAAAAAAAACUAUAGAAAAUUUACCUUGCUCGGAAAUUUUCUACAGUUUUUCUCGUAUUUUUAUGUGAAGGACUGUAUUUUCACUGACACUUUCGAAUCUUUGUAUAGUACUUUUUUAUGAGAAUUUAUUUGAAGAUACGUAAUUGUAAUGAAAGAUUGACUUUAAUUUUGCCAAUAAAAUGUGGCAUAAUAUCCUGGCAUACUGAUACACGAAUAUCAGAUCUGAUUCGAGUUUCAGUGAAAAAAUAGUCGCUAAUUAUUUAUAAAAAAUAAAAUCCCAAAUAGUAUAUCGGAUACAGUUUGUAACUGUUUUGACAUACUAAUGGUGAUUUUCAUAUAAAUAAAAACUAUCUAAAGAUCUACGAUUUCAAAUGCAUAUAAAGCAAAAGAAACGUUAUUCUCUAUCUGGGUGUAGCAGGCUACUUUAAUAUUGAAAAAUUGUAUAGAAUCAUUUGUAAAUCCUUUCAUAGUUGAUGUAGUUAAAUGUACAAAUAAUGAAUUACACAAAGAAAGAGAUCAUACGAAGGAACAAACGAAAAUAAUGAACAUGUAGAUUAAUAGAAGGAAAAGAAGAGAGAGAACGUGUGACAAUUUAUUGCACAAAAGUAAUAUUAUAUUUUUCAUAAAACCCAGUGUCAUUUGAAUUAAGUGUAUAGUAGGUUUUUCAAUUAAUAGAACAAGUUUGACUAAUGUAUUUAAUUUAUCUAUAUGAGUUAUUAAAACUCAAGAGUGUUUAAACAUUGCUAUGAAUUGAAUUGUAAAUAGAUAUAUACAUAUAUAUAUAUAUAUAUAUAAAUAUAUAUAUAUAUAUAUAUAUACAUACACACAUAUACACAUAAUAUAUAUACAUUUAGAUAUAUACAUACGAGGUGUAUUGUGAGAGCACAUUACGACACACACACACACACACACACACAAAUAUGUGACAUCAGCUGCUGCAUGCACACAAACACAAUUUACUAUUUAUUGCUGCAUUAAAAAGUAUGGUAAUCAUGUUA